Molecule: messenger RNA, 1674 nt
Organism: Adineta ricciae
Lineage: Eukaryota; Metazoa; Rotifera; Eurotatoria; Adinetida; Adinetidae
Source: the annotation of a GenBank genome assembly
AUGAUCUCUUUGUACGUAAAUAAAGGUUAUUCAUACAAUCGACCAGUUCUUUCUUUUGAUUCAACGUGGCAUCCAAAUGGAACAACAGUUCUCAAUGAAACUCUUAUUGGAUUCAAUCCUUCAGAUAUGUUUAUCAAUCAAAAUAAUACAAUUUAUGUUCCAAAUCAAGAAAGUGGAGAUAUUCUUGUUUUUCUGCAAGGAAACUUCAGUUUAAUGCAAAAUAUCUCUGUUAAUUUGAUCAAUUCAUCGAGUUUAUUUGUGACAAAAGAAGAAAAGAUUUAUAUUGAUACAUUUUAUUCAUCAAGUCAGUGUUGUAAUGAAAAUCAAACUCUUUAUUGUUCGUUAUCGGACCAGCAUCAAGUCAUUGCAAAAUCCUUACUUAGUCAAUGGGAUUAUCUAUUAACUAUUGCAGGAACAGGAACUGCGGGAUCUGUAUCCACAACGCUUCGAAAUCCCAAAGGAAUCUUUCUUGAUGAGGCCAAUUCAACGUUAUUUGUUGCGGAUUGUGGAAACAAUCGAGUCUUAUCAUUUCGAUUGGAUAGUCGAGGUUAUUUAUUCGUAGUUGAUUCGAAUAAUCAUCGGAUUAUUGGACAAAGUUCAGUUGGUUUUCGUUGUAUAGUUGGUUGUGAUCAAUCGAAUUCCAAUAAAUUAAAUUAUCCAUCGAGUCUUAGUUUUGAUUCGUUUGGAAAUCUUUUCGUUGUGGAUCGAGAAAAUCAUCGAAUUCAAAAAUUUGAUUUGAUUAUCUAUUCAGGACAAUGGAAAACGACAGGAAAUAUGACUUAUAAACGCAUGUAUCACGCGGCAUCGAUCUUAUCGAAUGGAAACGUACUAGUCGAUGGUGGAUGGGGUAGCAGUGGUUAUUUGCAGAGUGCUGAAGUGUAUGAUUCAUCAACGGGCAUUUGGACAACAGUUGGAAAUAUGAAUGUUGCACGAUCUCAACAUACAGCAUCUGUCUUAUUAAAUGGCAAAGUAUUAGCUGCGGGUGGAUCCAAUGGCAGCGUUGAAUUAAAGAGUGCCGAAUUAUAUAAUCCGGCAACAAGUACUUGGUCCAUGAUUGGAAAUAUGAAUACUGCGCGGGCUCAACAUACAGCGUCGAUCCUAACAGACGGAACGAUACUAAUUGCAGGUGGAUGCUGUCCUAUUCUCAAGAGUGCUGAAUUGUAUAAUAUAUCAACAAAUACUUGGACAAUAACCGNAGCUGCGGGUGGAUCCAAUGGCAGCGUUGAAUUAAAGAGUGCCGAAUUAUAUAAUCCGGCAACAAGUACUUGGUCCAUGAUUGGAAAUAUGAAUACUGCGCGGGCUCAACAUACAGCGUCGAUCCUAACAGACGGAACGAUACUAAUUGCAGGUGGAUGCUGUCCUAUUCUCAAGAGUGCUGAAUUGUAUAAUAUAUCAACAAAUACUUGGACAAUAACCGGAAGUAUGAAUGUUGAACGAAGAUUUCAUACAGCAUCGGUCUUAUCAAACGGGAAAGUGUUAGUAGCUGGCGGACAAGGAAGCGGUUCUGUAAACAGUACGGAAUUGUAUGAUCCAUCAACGGGUAUGUGGACGAUUACUGGGAAUAUGAGUUUUGCACGAAAUUAUCAUACAGCAUCGAUCUUAUCAGAUAACACAGUAUUAGUGACUGGUGGAAUUGAUAGUAAUCCUCUGAAUAGUGCCGAAUUGUAUGGUUAA